Molecule: messenger RNA, 984 nt
Organism: Eruca vesicaria subsp. sativa (arugula)
Lineage: Eukaryota; Viridiplantae; Streptophyta; Magnoliopsida; Brassicales; Brassicaceae
Source: the annotation of a GenBank genome assembly
CAAACUCCAAUGCACAACUACUCAUCAAGAACUCUCACUCAAAAUGACAGAAAUACCCUCGUACACUGUUGAAAACCCUACUUUCGAGCCUACAAAGGUUAAGAAACAAUACAACAACAUAUACUCUUCGUUUCUCCCGAUCCUCUUAUCGAUCUUCACCUACAUUUUGAUCUUCUACGUCCUUGACGUGCCUCCUACGUUGAUUUUCAACAACACAAAGAUCUUGUUCUUCAUCUCAAACGCACUUGUCCUCAUCAUAGCGGCAGAUUACGACGCAUUCGCUGAGAGAGAGAACCACGACUUUUACGGAGAAUACGCGGCCGCGCGAGAAAAAGAUAGACGGGAAAACUCGGAUUAUGAGAUGGGUGUAGCGGAAGAAAUCAAGAAACAAGAAAAAGCAGUCAAAGCAAAAGAUAUACCACGUUACUUGCUUCACAGUGAAGCUGAAGUGCCUGAGAAAACAUUACAAGUCGUAAGCGAGAACAUCCCGAGAAGCAAACUUAUCCAAAAACAUGAGCCAACGACUGAGCACAACAUUAGUAACGGGGAAACUUGCAACACAAGAAAGAAGGUGAACCCUAAACCGUACGGGAGAACCAAAUCUGAUAAAGCACGCUCAGAACGUCGUCAUCAAGAGAUCAAACGUAUACAUAAAAGAUACGUUCGAAACAAAUCUGACGCUAACUCGAAAUGGAUGGUUGUUCACAAGGAGAAGAAGAAGGCUCAUGAGGAGGCGGAGGAGAAGUGGGAGAAUGUAAGAGAAGAAUCGGAAGAAUUCGCGAAGAUGUCGAACGAGGAGUUGAACAGACGAGUCGAAGAUUUCAUUCAACGGUUCAAUAGAGAUAUCAAACAACAAAGUUUUGUUUAAUUUUGUUUUGUCGUAGUACGGCAUGUCUAGUCAACCCUAUAUUAUUUUUACUUUGCCUUUAUUUGCAUUUGUCGUUAGAGUUGGUAAUUAAUGAGAUCAUAUAAAUUUAAUUUCUA